Molecule: messenger RNA, 2072 nt
Organism: Synchiropus splendidus (mandarinfish)
Lineage: Eukaryota; Metazoa; Chordata; Actinopteri; Syngnathiformes; Callionymidae
Gene: pnx
Product: posterior neuron-specific homeobox
Exons: 2
Coding region: 1293-2006 (237 amino acids)
Biological process (GO): regulation of DNA-templated transcription
Molecular function (GO): DNA binding; DNA-binding transcription factor activity, RNA polymerase II-specific
Source: RefSeq, a predicted model, not a curated record
CAGAGGGAGACGCAGCUGACUGUUGUGUCUUCAUCAUCAGGUUCAGUUCUUGUCUCAGACCGUCAGAUGCUUUUUGUUUUAAGGUUGCUUUUCAAGAGUUUUAUCUCAUUAGUUUGCCAUUUAUGCUUGGAUGUUUUAUUCAUCAGGUAUUUAUUUUCAUAUUGUGAUGGAAAAAAUGUUGGUUUUCCCCAGCCUCUCCCCCUAAACCUAACCACCCAAAACACCUUAACCAGGACUCUGAAACCCAGUUACAGUGACCCAGAUAUUUUCAAGUCUUCAUCCUCAAAUUGAAGCUUAAACCAAACAAAUCCCCACAAAGUCAUAUGGUCCUCACAAGGACAGUGUUUUGUCAAGAAUUGGUUCACACACACGAAGGUUCGUCUGUGGACGCUGUAUGUUCCUCAGUGCCGCAUGACAGAAGUGAAGGUUCCCUGGCAACAUCUGCUCAUCUGCUCCUCCUCUGAAUGCCACUAGUGUCUCCUUCAUGAAACUCCCUCCAGUCUUUGUCUUUCCGUCGCUCCUGCUGAGCUCACUGUCGUCAGGGUGAAGUUUGUCGCGCUCAUCCGCCGGCAGUAAAGUCGUUGCCGAACAAAGACAAAGUGUGUCGAGCACAAAGCAUGAUAGGAGUGGGUCCCCCCCUGCAGGGUCACUGUAAACUCUUUGUUGGCCGAGUUCUCCUCCUCAAACACAUCUGUCGCGUCGGAGCGCUCGGACCUUCUCCCAGCUUUUCAUGUCCCUGGAUAAACCACAGCAGCAGGUCUGAAACUCGGGGUCCUGUGUUCCCCGAAAUGAUCCAUCUGUGGAGCUCCAGGAAGACUCACUGAGCCACGCAUCCUCCUGGUGUCAGCGGUAGGAUGAUCUCAGUUGGUGAAGAAGUGACCAUCAUGUCGGCUCCAGAGACAAAAGUCGGGGUCAGCGAAGGUCGAACGAGCACAGACAUCUGCUAAUUGUCCUGAUGGUUCGCCCCCCGUAAAUCCCCCGUCUCUGAGGACCAGCAGGCGACUGAUGCAGCGAGACGACCACAUCUGUCACCCCCCCCAGGAUCACUCAAGUAUGACACGUUCUCCCACACACUUUCUGAUGACUCGGUGUCUCGACUCAGUGAAGGAAUAGAACUGGACUUCAGGAUUCAGUUGGUUCUGGACAGAGCCACAAGAGCAAGACCGGAUUUGAAACUGAAGACUGUGAGUAAACAACACUGCCCCCUCCUCGUCCCCACCCACCCACUCAUAAACGUGUCCCCUCUUGUCUUUCAUGACUCAACAACUUUCUCUUUGACUUCAUCAAUUUGCAUGACAAACUUCCUGACAUGCUCUUUCACAAUAAAAGACAUGUCAACCAGCUGCAGGACAAUCAGUGACAAGCCCACGCGAUUCCCCCCCGCCUUCCACGCCCCCCCUCUCGCCCACCCGCCGUGUCGGAGUGUGUCCGUCACGUCACUGAGGCUCGCGGGUAUAAAGACGCGCUCUCGGUCCCUGGUUCAGUCCGCUCUGGCUCGCUCUUCAAACAUGCUGCCGGACAAGCACUCGUCCAACUUCCGUACUCCCUUCUCUGUGGCGGACAUUCUGGAUCCGCACAAGUUCACCGGUCGACUCGCCUGCGCUCCAGCUGACGUCACACAUCCAGCUCCGACUGACACGCAGGAAGGGACAUCGGAUCGUCUGGUCUCCGGCGAGGAUUCGGACGAGCGCUCGCGGCGUAGGAAGCGGAUCCGCACCGCCUUCACCGCGGAGCAGCUGAGCGUUCUGGAGCGCAGCUUCCGGCGCGCGCACUACCUGUCGGUGCUGGAGCGCCACACGCUGGCCGCGGCGCUGCGGCUCUCCGAGACCCAGGUGAAGAUCUGGUUCCAGAACCGCCGGACCAAGUGGAAGAAGGAGCGGCUGCUGGCGGGGGAGCUCGAAGAGGAGCGCCUGUCCUUCCCCUGCGGGCCGCUGUACUGCCAGCAGGCGGCGCCGCUGCGCCUCGUCGUCCCACCGCUUCCGUUCCAUCACCGCUUUUACCUCUGAACUUUUGAAGCAUGGAGACUUUCUGCAACCUGGUCUUCAGACUUGAACUGUACAAAAGUGUUUAUC